Molecule: messenger RNA, 866 nt
Organism: Funneliformis caledonium
Lineage: Eukaryota; Fungi; Glomeromycota; Glomeromycetes; Glomerales; Glomeraceae
Source: the annotation of a GenBank genome assembly
AGUGAUAAUAAAUGGACCAAAUAUCUUCUAGAAGCUAAUGAUAAACGUCGCAAAUAUUCUAGACCUGGACGGACCAUUUUUAUUCGAGAGAAUACUAGUUUUUUACGAAUUCUGCCACAACAUUCAACUCUUCCUAACAAAACUAAUAUGAAUAAUACGAAUGAUGUUUAUUUACUACUUAAAUUAGCUGGGAUAGAUAAUGAUUUUAAUAAUAAAGUUUUUGUACCUUUGAUUUCUAGUUAUCGCAUUUAUACAAAAUUGGGAGAAACAUAUUUUAGAUUAGAUUUAGAAUGGUGUGAUAAAGAAAAUACCAUUUUAUAUAGAUGGAACGAUUUUGCAAAUGAUUUUACUUUUACUAAUGUACAACAAUGGCAUGUAGCACAUGAUAAUCUAACUAGUUUACAAUUACAUAUUACAAAUACACCACGUAUCAAAUACUCUGGAACAAUAUCAGUACCAUUUUUAUUAGGAUUAACUUGCAAAGAAAAUGUAGAAUGGCUUAGAGGGUUUGUUUCACAACAUAUUUCAAACUUCUUUCAAUUAGAAAGAACAUUCUUUUCUGCUGAAUGUCAAUGUGAUAAUGUUCUUAAACAAGCAAAACGAAAAGCUAAAGAAUUGCGAGAGGAUUUAUAUUUUGAAGAUCCUUAUAAUAAAGGAAUUAUUAGAGAGGGAUUACCUAUUGUAGCUGACGGAUGGCAGGGAUCAAAUGAGACAAUACAAGCUUUAGGUGUCAAAUUAAUAGAAUCACAAAACCAGGUGUCUGAAACAAAAAAUGAGUUGAAAGUAACUAAAAAACGUCUACGUCGAUCAUUAGAAAUCAUUCAUAGACUAAGAACUCAAAUAGAGGAUGAAUCCGACUUUACAAG